AUGGCCAUUGUUUUGAGAUUUGUUACUCUAGAUGAUUUUGUUAAAGAGAGAUUAUUUGAUCUUAUACAUGUCACUGAUAUUUGUGCAAUAACUUUAAAGAAAGAAUUGAUUUCUGUCAUUUCUCAUUAUAAUCUCCAAGUUGAAAAUAUUAGGGGUCAAGGGUAUGAUGGUGCUAGCAACAUGAGGGGUGAGAAGAACGGUUUGCAAGCUUUGUUUCUUAAAGAUUCUCCACAAGCAUGUUAUAUACAUUAUUUUGCUCAUAGGUUACAAUUAGCACUGGUGGCAGCUUCAAGAGAGUUUGGUAAAAAUAUUUACUGCUACCAAUAUAUUGUUCUCAAUAAUAUCAUUGAAGAUGGGACAACUUAUGAACAAAGAGGUGAGGCUUAUAGUGUUAGUAAAAUAUUAUUUUCAUUUGAAUUUGUUUUCACUUUGCACUUAAUGAAAGAGAUUAUGGAAAUCACUAAUGUUUUUUGCCAAGCACUGCAACAACAAUCUCAAGAUAUUCUUAAUGCAAUGCAUAUUGUUUCUAUAUCAAAGUUACUUCUUCAACAAUUAAGAGAUGAUGGAUGGUGCAAUUUUCUUGCAAAUGUUAAAGAUUUUUAUGAAAAGCAUGAAAUUGAAGUUCCUAAUACGAGUGCACAAUAUGUUUUUGGAAGAGGUCGAUCUCGUCAAUCAAGUGUACCAGUUGAGCAUCAUUAUCGAAUAGAUGUAUUCUUGGCUACAAUUGACUCUUAA
Molecule: messenger RNA, 735 nt
Organism: Arachis stenosperma
Lineage: Eukaryota; Viridiplantae; Streptophyta; Magnoliopsida; Fabales; Fabaceae
Exons: 2
Coding region: 1-735 (244 amino acids)
Source: RefSeq, a predicted model, not a curated record